Rubroshorea leprosula is the source of this 1961-nucleotide messenger RNA. The record is from the annotation of a GenBank genome assembly. NCBI's taxonomy places the organism in Eukaryota, Viridiplantae, Streptophyta, Magnoliopsida, Malvales, Dipterocarpaceae.
UCUCCAUGUUUGCUCAGAUCUAGAGUAAUCAAAAUGUCUGAGGAAGAUACCGCUAUUAAUCCAAAGAAAUCAGCCAUGGAUGAGAAGGUUGAUAAGUUGGAAGCUACAAUGCAAACUAUGGCUACUACUCUUCAAACCAUUAGUCUCACUUUGUCUACUUUGUCCACUUUGACUACUGGUUUGGUUCCUUCACCUGCAUCCUUAAUACCCACAAUACCAAUUCCACCUGUCCCUACCAUCACACCAGCCUCAUACCCACCAUUUGAGAUGAACAACCCUACCUUGCCCACAACCUCACCUCUUACCCUUAACAUACCACCCUUGAUUGGACAAGUGCCAACUAUUCAACCCAACCCCUUGGUUGCGAUGCUAAGGCCUGCUUUAGAGGAUGGGAAAUCAAGAGAGGUUGAUCACAAGCUGCAACAAUUAAAAAAGGCUUUGAAGGCUAUGCAAGGGCCGCAAGCUUAUGGUUCCACUGAUUUGGAUGAUCUUUGUUGCUAUUCGGAUAUUCAGAGAAAUUUCAAGUUCAAGCAGCCGGAUUUUGACAAGUAUGAUGGCUUAAGUUAUCUUUAUACCCACCUACAGAUGUAUCCUAGGAAGAUGGCACCUUAUGCUAAUGAUGAAAGGGUGCUCAUUCAUUAUUUUCAAGACAGUCUCUCAGGCCUAGCAAGUGUUUGGUUUUCAACGCUUGACAAGAAGAAGAUUUGCACUUUCAAAGAUGUGUCUCAAGCUUUCAUGAAGCAAUAUAAAUUCGAAGCAGCUAAAGUCAUGCCACCUCUCACCGACAAUGAAAUUUGCUCUCUCUUUAUCAAGUCGACUACCAGGACUUUCCGUGCAUGGUUAGCUCCUUGUGUGGGAUAUACUUUCACUCAGCUAGUAACAGCGGGUGAACAAAUUGAAGAUGUACUUAAGACAGGCAUAAUUAUGGACUUUCAAGCCAUCCAGAAACAGUUAGAACAAGUCAAAAUGGGUAAUGUCCGGUCUACUUCAAAGAAGUUUGCACCUGGAGAAAGAAAAGAAGAUGAAGAAGCUCUGAAUCUUAUCGAUGAAGGUAAACUUCAGUUUGAUGUUAAUGAAGCCAAGAGUACUCCGAACAUCACUCAAAAUCCUUUACCCCUUUAUGAUGCUGGCACAAUGAAUAUGGGCGCCCUUGAUGAAGUUGAAAAGCCCAUGUUGGAGAAUGCUAGUUUUUCGUCUCUUGGUGAAUUUAUUACCAUUUUGACAAAGUAUGAUUUGAUUCAGUCGAUUGCACAAAUGAGCUUGAAUGUUUCGCUUGCGAUGAUUGAUGAUGCCUUGGUGUGUCCUUACCACUCCAAUAUGACGGGGCAUGCUUUGCGAGAUUGUGAAGAUUUUCAGAAAAAAGUUAAGGAGUUGCAAGCAAUGGGAUUUUUGAAGUUUGUGUCUGCUCAGGUGUCAGAAAAAUGUAUAGCACAAUUUGAAGACAUGGGUGUGGAACAUAUCACUGAUAAGGUCUGUUUUGAUGAUGAAGAAGACUAUUUUGGCUUCAACAAUCUCUUUGGGCUGGCCAACAUUGCAAAUCUUAAGGAGAAGUGGAGAAGGAUACUAGCUGAAAGGGCAUUCAUGGAGAAGCACCUCGAUUUCCAUCUUGUUCAUUAUGCGAAAGCUCCAAUGGGUUCACAUGAGUCUAUGCCUUUUGAAUCAAUGAAAGAAGAAUCACUAUGUGACUCAUGGGGAAAUUUGACUAUGAAUGCUCUAGAUGAGGAAAAACCGAAAUUUGAUAGGGGAAUUUCUCUAGUCAAUGAAAGCUCUCAAGCUAAUUGGACAGCGAAGCUUCUCCCGGUAGCUUUCAUCCCUGAGUAAGAAGAGUCAAUCUCUAGUGGUUCUGCUUGCUACUACAUGAAGGGAGGGAUUCAGUAAGCACUUUUAUAUUUUUUGAAAUUUAUGUUACUAUGCUUCUAGUAUUCCCAUGCUUUCCUUUUCAAUAAAACAUGUUGCAAUCC